Messenger RNA from Aspergillus oryzae RIB40, 429 nucleotides. RefSeq lists its product as uncharacterized. NCBI's taxonomy places the organism in Eukaryota, Fungi, Ascomycota, Eurotiomycetes, Eurotiales, Aspergillaceae. The transcript has a single exon. Bases 1 to 429 code for a protein of 142 amino acids. The record is from RefSeq and is a predicted model, not a curated record.
AUGCUGGAUUCUCGUGCAUUUCACUCUUUUUACGGUCCGAUGUACGGGAAGCUUACUCCUCAGGAACAACAACGAUUCUGCUUCCACCAUGUGAAUGUAGUGCUGAAAGGUAUCCUGUUGGUCUGCGUCUCAUCUUCCAUAGUGCAGGUCACGAUAGGUGGCAAAGAAUGGACGGACCCGUAUUACCACCACUCGUCCGUGACUCUCUGGGAGACAUCGACCUUUGCCGGUUAUAUCGUGGUUGCGGUUAGUCUCCUGGACCUCAUUUACGACACGAGCCUACGCCUGGUAUACAUGGUUCACCAUGUGGGAGUCCUCUUGGCAGUCCAGGGCCUCGUAUUUCUCAUUGUGAACGCACCAGUAGAGAGGGCACAGGAAAUGCGGUACCUGGGAAUCAUGUCCGAGAUUGGCAUAUUCUGGGGUAAGUGA